ACAAGUCUUUCUUCAUUCUUUCUUACUUCUUCUGUAAGUUGAGUUGUCGCUCUUCUGUAUUUAUAGGCACCAAUAUUUCUUGCAUCCUUGCAAUUCUUCUCAGUGAUCACGUACCACAUACAGCACGAUUUUGUACGGGGAGAGAGAGAGAGAGAGAGAGAGAGAGAGAUGUUGAUCGUUUUUGGCUUAGUUGUAUCAAUGUUCUUGCAAAGUGUGGCAGCACAGAAAGUUCACGAGGUGGGAGAUAGCAUAGGUUGGGCCAUUCCACCAUCUGGCGGCGCCCAAGCGUACGUCAAUUGGGCUGAUAACAAUAAGUUCGUGGUUGGCGAUAUUCUGUUUUUCAACUUCACCACCAACGCACACGAUGUACUACAAGUACCCAAAGCAUCAUUCGACUCAUGCAGAUCGGACAACGCAAUCGGCUCUACCAUCACAACUGGCCCGGCAAACGUCACGCUCACCUCAGCCGGCGAGCACUACUUCAUCUGCACUUUGGGCUCCCAUUGCCAGUCAGGGCAGAAGCUGGCAAUCACCGUCUCAGGCUCAGCUACCGCCCCAGGAGCCUCACCACCUUCUGUGCCUCCUCCACCUCCUGCUGCUCACUCUCCUCCUACUACACCUUCUCCGACGUCAAACCACCCUGCUGCUUGUCCUCCUCCAGUGGCAGCACCAUCACCUUCCUCCACUGACCCCACUGUGAACACCCCUCCACCGCCCCCACCGGCUUCUUCAUCCGGGGCUGUUUUCGCUAGUUUCUUUUUGUCGUCCUUGGCUCUUGUCAUGGGUUUGUUCUUUUGAAGACCUCAAGAGAUGGACCAAUUUUUAUUAUUAUCUUGGGGAUCCAUUAAUUUUGAUGUUUAGUAUAAUUUUUGGUAUGAGAUAUAAGGGAAGUUAUUAUCCCUGAUUUUUUCAUAUAAUCAAAUCGUGAUGUUUGUUUGACUGCAUU
This is a messenger RNA of Prunus mume (Japanese apricot), 946 nucleotides long. Its product is annotated as umecyanin-like. NCBI's taxonomy places the organism in Eukaryota, Viridiplantae, Streptophyta, Magnoliopsida, Rosales, Rosaceae. The record is from RefSeq and is a predicted model, not a curated record. Gene Ontology annotation, molecular function: electron transfer activity. Gene Ontology annotation, cellular component: plasma membrane.